AUGAAUAUGAUCAACAAUGAAACUCAGCAUAUGUCUUGUUUCAAGAUUGUGGAAUCUUUCAGAAAAGGAAAAAUAUAUAUUCUACUCAAGAAUUCCAACACCGGGUCUCAAGUUUAUCUUGUUGGAACUGUUCAUGUUUCCAAAGAGAGUCCUCAGUUAGUCAAGAAGGUUAUCAAUUUUGUAAAGCCUCAAUUGGUCGCGAUUGAGCAGACCAAGAAAUAUUGGAGACCUGUAAACGUCAAUGAAGGCUGGUUUAAGAUGUUUCUCAGGUCGAUGAGGCCUCCAGGUGACCUGCAUGAUAAGAUUGAUAUGUUUAGGAGGGAACGUCGACUGCAGGCAGAUGGCAUCAUUCGAGGAGAGGAGUUCAAGGUAGCGAUAGAAGAAUGUUUAAAACUGAAAGCAAAAUUGGUUCCUAUUGGUAGAGAACUUGGGGAUUUUAGUAUAUUUCUUCCUUGGGAGAUCCACUUGCAGAGGCACAGAGCUCUGAACAAAGAAAAGAGCAAUGCACGUUUGAUGGAUGACGGAUCCAGAUCAUAUGUACGAAAAACAAAUCGAGAGCUGCUUAUACUUUUACCAGAGCUUUAUAAGGUGGUGGUUGAAGAUAGACUUAUUGUGGCAGUGGUUGGGAUGGGACACAUGGAUGGAAUUGAACUAUUGUGGAAAAGUGCAGAGGAUGCCGAUGAUCAUAAGCUUCUACUCGCAACAUCAGAAACUGGGGGUCCGCAGACAGGAAAUUCCAAUAAUGGGUCUCAACUGUAUCUCCUUGGAACUAAUCCUGCGUAUAGAGAGAGUGCAAGAACAAUCAAAAAGGUGAUCAGUUCUUUAAGGCCUGACGUAGUUGCGUUUCAGCAGGCCAUGAGUCAAGCGGAGGAUAACAGACAAGCGGAUGCAUUUAGAGAUUGGAUUCCUGCAAACAAAAGCUGGUAUAGUUUGUUUCUUAGGUCCAUGAGGACUCCAGGUGGACUUGUAAACAAGAUUAUUAUGUUUUUAAAAAAUGUGGAGGAUCUUCGACAGCAGGAAGAAGAAGAUGACAUAGGACCGGAUUUCAAGGUUGCCAUGGAAGAAUCUCUAAAAGUGGAAGCCAAAUUGGUUUCUAUUGGUCACGAUUUGGAUGAUAUUGUACAACAGCUUGAUAGUUUUGAUCAUAUUCCUUUGAGGAUUCUCUAUCAAAGGUUUAAAGCUAUAAACACUUUUGACAAAUUGAAGUUUCUAUUUAUAAGUUUUUUCUCAGAGACUGGAUCUAGACCAAAUAUGCGAGAAGACAAUCGAUUUUCACGUCUUCUGCUUUCAGAGAGACAUAAGGUGAAGGUUGAAGACGAGGAUAUAGUUAUGUUUACAAGUCUUAGAAGAAUGGAAGAAAGGCUUAUUGUGGCAGUGGUUGGCAUUGCACACAUGGAUGGAAUAGAACAGUUGUGGAAACGUGAGGAAGCUAAUGACAAUAAGCAAACUCUGACCGAAGGAAGUGCGUGUCAGCAACGGGACAGGGAUGUUAAGAUGUAGUAGCUGGAAGAUGGAAAUAUAAUCUGCAAGACUGCAAUAUAUUGUUGAAAAGCCGGAGCAAGUUUCAGUAAGCGCGUUGAAUAGUUCGUGGUUGCUGGCUUAUCUUGUUCAGAGACCAUUGGAAACAUAUUUAGAGAUCUUAUAUUUUUAUUCUGGAUUCUCUGACAUAAAACUUGUCAGAUUUUAGAAAGUGACUUAUAUGCUACUUAACCACCAGCUUAAAUCUUUAUUUCUUCUUGUUUAAACGGUUAUUCUGUAAGCAAGACACUCAAUCCAUAUUAAGCUAUGUUUUUGCGAAUCUGUAAUCAGUUUUACUCUUGCAUUUGGACAAAAGAUGAGUGACAUGGAAAAUAA
This is a messenger RNA of Papaver somniferum (opium poppy), 1854 nucleotides long. RefSeq lists its product as uncharacterized. The record is from RefSeq and is a predicted model, not a curated record. NCBI's taxonomy places the organism in Eukaryota, Viridiplantae, Streptophyta, Magnoliopsida, Ranunculales, Papaveraceae. Bases 1 to 1500 code for a protein of 499 amino acids. The transcript has 13 exons.